AUGAGCAUGAGAGUCUCUUUCGACUUUCUCGUCAGUGGCUUCACGGUUGGCUGUUCAAUCUCACGGGAUAAUUUCUCGUUAUCUUCCUUCGAUGACACCUUGCUUUCGACCCAGUCUCUCGCAAUCUCAGUUAUCACUGUAAUUACGUCGAUUUUAGUAUUUCGCUAUUGGCAAUCUCUUAAGUAUGCAGCAGUAUCCUACGAAAUUCCGGUACCAAAGCAAUGCAGCGAAGAAUGGACAGGUGAUAUCCUGGACAAUCCUUCUAUAAGGACCGCUACAGAUAACAACAUCAAUUGCUACUGUCCCGCCAAUGGAAAGUUUCUGGGAAAGGUUACACCGGCAUCUCCAGAAGAUAUUGACAACGCGAUUGCAAAAUCCGCUGUAGCUCAGAAACAAUGGGCCAGAACAUCGUUUGAAGAACGGAAAAGAGUUCUCAGGACUCUCCAAAAGUAA
Molecule: messenger RNA, 453 nt
Organism: Morchella sextelata
Lineage: Eukaryota; Fungi; Ascomycota; Pezizomycetes; Pezizales; Morchellaceae
Exons: 2
Coding region: 1-453 (150 amino acids)
Molecular function (GO): oxidoreductase activity
Source: RefSeq, a predicted model, not a curated record